Molecule: messenger RNA, 843 nt
Organism: Cydia strobilella
Lineage: Eukaryota; Metazoa; Arthropoda; Insecta; Lepidoptera; Tortricidae
Exons: 3
Coding region: 282-716 (144 amino acids)
Source: RefSeq, a predicted model, not a curated record
AACCUUUACCAUACACACUAUACAGACCGCUUGCGACGCGCGCAAUAUGAAACAAUCUUGCCUAGAUAUCUAAUCUUUUCACAAAUACAUUAAUUACCUAUAUCUUAUAAAUUGAACAGUGAAGAUAUAUGUAGAUCGUAAACAAGUGAUAAAAUAAAUCAAUAAUAAGUUAUCGGAAUUGAUUUAUGUAAGUACCUAAUGUGGAAGAUUAGAGGAUUAAGAAACAAGAUAAUGUUUUAAGGUCACGGUGAAAAUAAUUUGAAUGAAUUAAGUAAACUACAAUGUGGCGGGUUGUUCUAUAUUCUAGUGCAAUUAUUUUCAUUUUGGUGAGUCAUCUUGACACUGCCCCAGUUUACCCAAACUCAGCGCGUGGGCCGCGGUACACAGUGAGUAAUGGGCACGAGAUGGCGAAGCCGUACGUGGAGGUGCGGAACGGGACAUACCACGGCAGCGGGCCGCGCGAGGAGGCGCGUGCCAUGUGCUCGGUGAAGACGCUGGAGGUGAAUGCCACUGCCAACGCCACCAUCACCAGGAGGCUACAUGGAGUCGUUACUUCAAGAGAGCUGCACAGCUCGAUCCAGCGGCUAGAGGUGAUCAUAUAUGGGCAGAUGCAACAGCUGUGGCAGAGCCUGGACGCGUUGCGCGCGCAGCUAGGCGCGCGCGAGCCGCUCCCGGACCGCCGGAGCGUCGUGUUCCGGUUCAAGCCGGAAGGGUAGGCCCAUUGGUGCAAUGAUAUACUGUGUCCGGUAUAAAGGGGUUAUUCCCACUAGUUACCACCAAGUUGUUACCAGUGGUAACUACUGGGAUUUUUUUCCCACCUUUUACCACUGGUAACUACUGGGA